This is a messenger RNA of Pectinophora gossypiella (pink bollworm), 645 nucleotides long. RefSeq names its product lopap-like. The record is from RefSeq and is a predicted model, not a curated record. Lineage: Eukaryota; Metazoa; Arthropoda; Insecta; Lepidoptera; Gelechiidae. Gene Ontology annotation, molecular function: pigment binding. The transcript is spliced from 4 exons. Bases 1 to 645 code for a protein of 214 amino acids.
AUGGGUAAAAUAGUGUUUUAUGUGUUUUUAUUAGUGUUCAUUGGUUUCGAAACAUGCAGCUCUCAAGUUUUACAGUUCGGUGUGUGUCCAAAAGUUGAGACUAUGAGGUUUUUUGACUUAGAAAGGUUUUUAGGAAAAUGGUUCGAGAUAGAACGAUUCCCGACUUGGUACGAGGAAAACGGGCAUUGCGCGUAUAAAACGAUUCAGGCGUGUGGAAGAAGGAUAGAGAUACAGCAUGGAUUCGUGAGGGAGGGAAUACAAUAUAUAUUGCACGUGAAUAGUACUUAUAUUCCUGGGGACGAAGCUGUGUUUAACAUACAGGAGAGCAAUAUUGAUCCAGUUGGUAUUCCUCUGUCAGUGAUAAUAACGGAUUACAAUAACUAUGCCGUUGUCUACGGAUGCAAAAGCAGCAAAAUUUUCGAUAUGAAAUACAUUUCAGCUUGGAUUCUAUCAAGAGAUACAACUCUCCACCCCGAAAUCUUGGAAACAGCACGUCAGACGCUGAAUUCUAUACCUAAUGCCAACCUAGCAUAUUUGAAACCUGUGGAGCAAUCAGAAGGAAGUUGCACUUAUCAUUGGACGGCCCAUAUAAAUGCUGAUUACAAAGAAAAGGAUGACGGUAUUAUUGAUAAUGAUCGAAAAUAA